GCCUCACAAACACCUUCCCAUGGUGUAGGCCGCUGCGCGGGAAGGUGGGAGGGCCAGCCGUCGAGUCGCGGAGCGCCAGCGAGCCGUGUGGCCUCCUCUCGCCUCCUUACGCCUUCCCUAGGCAAGCAAUGGAGGAAGCGGCGGCGCUGAGCCGCUCCGUCUGCUCCGGAGGUUUCUGGCGGCGCAUCUCCGGCCCGGAGGAGAAGCGGGUGAUGGAACUGAUGAGCUAUGGGUUGAUGGGCUCCAUGGCGGCGGCGGUGGUGCUGGCCAAAUACAUCCAGUUGCCUUACGGGCGCUACACCUCGCUCUCUUUCGGCCGGCCAGUACCAGCCAAGCUGGCCUGGGCGGUGCAGGAAGCGCCUGCUUUCCUCGUCCCCUUGAUACUCGUCCUCUGCAGCGACGGUGCUCGCCUCAGCUUCUGGCCCAACCGAACCCUCUUGGCGCUUUUCUUCAUUCACUACACGUACAGGUCAUUCAUCUUUCCUUUCUUAAUUCGUGGAGGAAAACCAACCCCAGCCUUUACAUUUUUGCUAGCCUUUAUCUUCUGUUUGUAUAACGGAUACCUGCAGGGCAGGAGUUUGAGUAACUAUGCAGAAUACUCUUCAGACUGGCUAACAGUUCUGCGCUUCAUUCUAGGUUUUACAGGGUGGCUAAGUGGCCUGCUGAUUCAUGUGCACUCUGAUAAUAUUUUGAGGAAUCUUAGAAAACCAGGGGAGACUGGCUAUAAAAUACCAAGAGGAGGAAUGUUUGAAUACGUGUCUGGAGCCAACUUCUUUGGAGAAAUUCUUGAAUGGUGUGGAUUUGCUGUUGCCUGCUGUACCUUAGAAAGUACAGCUUUUGCUACCAGUACAUUUCUGAUAUUAGGAAGAAGGGCAUAUUCACAUCAUCACACUAGUCCAGCACCUGCACGGCCUCACCUCACUCAGAAGACAACAUGAGAUAGAAGUGGAUUUCAUCAACAUACUGUUUACACCUAAAUCCAUAUCCCCUGAUGACCUCCCACAUUGGCUUCAUAAAGAUGUUAAAGGGCAUGGAGGACAAGAAAGAACCCCGUGGGACACCACAACAUAAAUGUCAUGAGGUUGAGAAGAAGUCUGCUAUUGCUACUUUCUGGAAUUGAUCCUACAGGUAGGAGUGUAACCACCAUAUCACAGUGCUUCCAACACCCAUCCCACAGAAUCUUAUAUAUUAAGCAGGGGUGUAGUUAUCUGGGGUCUUGGGGAGUCUUAGACCCUUUACUUUUUUGGGAGCAGAGUUCCAGCCAGGGCCCUAUGUCUCCAGUGUCCUGCGAGCCAAUCAGUAUGGAAGGGGAAUAUGCUAGCUACUGAGAAGAAUCUUCUAAUAUAAUUCCUUGUCUUUUUUGUUGAUUGCAGCCAAUGAGAGUGAAAGGAGGUGAGUCAGCCACUGAGAAGACACUUCUCAGGAGCUAACACACUCCCCUUUCAUGCUGAUUGGCUCCUAGGGACGUUGUGAGACAAGGCUUGCACAGGAACUGAGGAGUGUGGAGAUGACAACAGAGAGCAAGCAAGCAAACGGGGCAUGGCAUGGCAUGACUCAUGAAGGGACUCUGCACUUUUGAAUUUGCUACUACACUACUGCUAGUAAAAUACCAUGGUCGGUAAUAUCAAUGGCUGUCCAAAGAUCCAGGAGAAUCAACAGGGAUGAAUUCCCCGUCAUGACAAAAGUCAUCCAUCAGGAUAGCGAAGGCCAUUUCAGUGUCAGACUUAGCCCUGAGGCAGACUGAUAUUUUAUUAUCAUCGUUCCAUGAGAGAAGAAAGGUGGGAUAUAAAUGUAAGAAAAUAAAAAUAAACAUAAUUAUUUAUUACAUUUAAAAAUUAUCCUUCUACCAAGGUUCCCAGAGUAGUGAACAAACAUUACAAUAAAUUACAACAUAGAGGUGUAAAACAGGGGCAGGCAAUGUGGUGCCCUCUAGAUGUUUUGGACUAAAAUUCCCAACCAUCCUAGCCAGCAUGGCCAAUGGUCAGGAAUGUUGGGAAUUGUAGUCUACAUCAUCUGGACACCACGUGGGCUACCCCGGUUUAACAAAUCAGCCAUCCUCCAAGUGUUCCUGAAGCUGCCCACUCACCACACUUAUAAGCACUUUGCCCAAAAAGGGAUAUUUGUGACUUGUUUCAUUUUACAUUGGUUGUGUUUAUUGUUAAAAGACAAAUUUCCAUGAGUCCAACUGCAGUAAUGGCAUUGUGAGUGUACGUUUACGGUUGUAGUCAGUUACUUUAAUAUUGGAUUAAAGGGUAUCUAAACCAUAAAUGUUUUGGACAUCUAUUGCCAUACUGGCUUUGCUGGAAGAUUGCAGAAAAUAAACAAAGUAGAGGAAACUAAAGAGAUUUAACUGGAGGAUAAUGGAGGCUCUAAUAUCAAAACAAUUAAUGACUGAUUCCUAGCUAUUGGUCAUAAAUUUGUAGACAGUAUAUAUGAUCCCUUUUAAGUCCUGUUACACUUAAAGAUGGUAGGUAACUUCUUUGGUAGAACUUUCACAAAGCAACACACUGACGGGGGAGGAGAGAGAGAUGGCUACAGCUUCCACACAGUAGCUAUUUUACCUGGAAUUAACAUUCACCCAGUUGUUGCAGAGAAUUCAGAUUUUGUUGCUAUUGAACUCCAAUAUUUUCUGUGUUGUCUUUUAAAGACCUGGUUUAUGGUGAUUUUCCUUACUUGCAACACAAUUGAAUUCCCAGUGUGGACUGGCAAAGCACUGUUGAUGCACCUGUCAGGAUAUGUGGUCCAUGACACUUUGGUGGUGCCUUUGAUGACCGCAUGGCUUCUGCAUUUCUAAAGCACAACUGUGCUAACAAAAUUAAAAAGCAAAUGAAUACAUAAAUAGCGGGAUUCCUCUGGCUGUAGAGAGAAUAGUUACAGGACUGGUUGCUGACAGGGAACAGCUAAUGGAAUGGCCUUUAAAAAAAAAAGUGGCCAUGGCUGCGAGAAAAAUGAUUGAUUCGAAGGCUGAUUUCAACAAGAAAGCUUUGCUGAUUGAAAAUUGGGGUUAUUUCCCAUAAACAUGGUCUUGCCAGUGAGGAAGGGCUGUCUGGGAUUUUUAUCAACUAUAUUAUACCAUAUGGAACCACAGUUAUAAUGCCACUUCCAGCUGAUUGUGGAACAGCAAUGUCUCAGCAGUAUUAAGGGCCCUGGUGUGGUAACAACCUCAGUAACCUAUGAACCAGUACCUGCAGCCAAUUCUAAUAUUCCCCUCCACCCCGGCAAAUGCUGUUCUUACAAAAGCCUUAUUUUUAUUUAUUUAUUUAUUUAACAAACUUUAUAUACCACUUGAAUGUAAAGACCUCUAAGCAAUUCAGAAAAAACAUUAAAAUUAUCACUAAAACAGUUUAAAACAAGUAAUUAAAACACAUGUAAAACAAUUAAAGCAGCUACUAACUAAAAGAAAUUUAAACAGAUCAACAUGUAUGUGUUUGGGAAGGCUUGCCUAAACAGGGAAAAAUUAAGUAGGCACUGAAAGGAAUACAGCAAAGGGACCUGCCUGAUGGCAAUAGGCAGGGAGUUCCAAAGAGUGGGUGCUGCCCCUGGAGCAGAUUUGGGGGGUGUUGGGGAUGCAUGGGAGAGGAGAAGGAGAACAGAAAGUGUUAUGGCACUCACACACUGUUAGGCUCACCCAAUGCCCUGUUUUUAAAGCAAAGUAAAACACAAAACCAAAUAGCCAAUUAUUUCGUACUGAGUUUUUAUAUUUAUUUAUUUAUUUGAUUUAUAUUCCACCCUUCCUCCCAGCAGGAGCCCAGGGCGGAGAAGCUAGCAUACUGUCAGACACAACAAAAGCUCUAAGAAUAUUUGAUGCAUCAUUUACUAUCUGCUAGGAAUAUCUAAUGGAUAUACAAUAUGAAUGAUUUGGCUAUGUUCAUUGAACUGUUCACACAGAGCGCUUCAGGAUGGGGCUUAAUAUGCAAUCUCAAAUGGGCUGUUGACAACAGAUUUUUAAAAUUUAUUUAGUGGAUUUUCCUCAUAAAGCAAAAAUCUGGAUUAAAUGGGGAAAAAUUCAGGCUGGCAUUUUGAUGACACCAAUGUUGUGGAGAUGCUGGAGGACCCACAAUAAACAUUCAUCUGGAAGCACUGACACUCAUUAAUUUACUUGCCUGAAUGUUGAUCUAGAUUUUAUGCUAAUAUACAAUACUGAUUUAAAAACAACAAUAGGUGUAUGAUAAAGGAACAACAUUGCUAUUGCAAUUUAAUUUUUUAAACUCUUUUUGCAAAUGUAAUUAUAGAUUAGAAGUUUUGUGUGGAUAUAAAGCUGAAGCUUCAAGUCACUUUUUUUCCAAAUACCUCUUAUUAAUAGAAAUACACAGCUGGUAUUCAGCCUUGCAUUUGUGGUGAAAAGCAUUCCCCCAGUAUCAGAGACUUGCUGUUGCACUGUUGCGUAAAAGGGCUCUGAGCCUUAAAAAGAAUAGUAGAACUAAAUUGUAUCCUGAUCUGUUCUAGCACUCAGGGCUUCUACAUCCUGCAGCACUCCUUGCCUUUCCUAGCUGCAGGGCCAGUGACAAAGGGCGGCCAGGUUGGGCCCUGGCCAAGGGCCCCUGCAGCCCAGAGGGGCCACUUGUUAGGGUGGAAUAGUAGCGCUCCCCUUCCGCGAUCACAGGGAUGGAGCUUCCAGGCCCCCCACCUGUUCGCUUAUUCCACAUACCUAUCUCCUGUCUUCUGCUGCUACACAUGCUGGGCUGCAAUCAACCAAGAUGGUGGCGGAGGUUUCUUUAAGGGGCUGUUGCCCCUACCGCCAUCUUGGUUGAUGGCAGAAAUGUCCAUGCACAUUAGGGUUGCCAGGUUCAUGGCCUGAGACUGAUCCUGUAUCUUUAGGAGAAGAGAAAGCCAAGU
This is a messenger RNA of Rhineura floridana, 4836 nucleotides long. RefSeq names its product steroid 5 alpha-reductase 1 (gene SRD5A1). The transcript has 5 exons. Bases 129 to 938 code for a protein of 269 amino acids. Gene Ontology annotation, cellular component: membrane. Gene Ontology annotation, biological process: steroid biosynthetic process. Gene Ontology annotation, molecular function: 3-oxo-5-alpha-steroid 4-dehydrogenase activity. The record is from RefSeq and is a predicted model, not a curated record. Lineage: Eukaryota; Metazoa; Chordata; Lepidosauria; Squamata; Rhineuridae.